Trematomus bernacchii (emerald rockcod) is the source of this 3229-nucleotide messenger RNA. RefSeq names its product cell cycle progression 1 (gene ccpg1). The record is from RefSeq and is a predicted model, not a curated record. Gene Ontology annotation, cellular component: membrane. The transcript is spliced from 10 exons. Lineage: Eukaryota; Metazoa; Chordata; Actinopteri; Perciformes; Nototheniidae. The coding region runs from base 160 to 2490 and encodes 776 amino acids.
UCCCAUAAAAAGACGGGUUUUGCAGUGUUGUUAAAGGAUAACCUGGGCUGGAACUGCGUCUGGAGCUCCCUGUAACAGCUGCCUCGUCGUUUGGCACAACACACCGAGUUGAACUACCUUAUCUCCUCCAAAUCCCUGUCUGGCUGACAGCGGACAGAAAUGUCGGAGACGUCAAGUGAUGCAGAGUCGUCCUGUGGCUGGACCAUUAUCAGUAAUGAGGGUUCAGAUAUUGAGAUGUUGGGAGCAGAGGCUGCCGAGCUGUUAGAGCGUCCUCCAGCAGAGGAGGAGGAGCGGCAGGAUGAACAGGCCUCAGACUCCACUGCUCAGUGUGAUGAAGAACAAGUUGCAGAGUCACUUGAUGAAACUCUGAAAGAGCAAACCAUAGAUGAGACAGUGUGUCCCUCAGAGGACGCCCACAGCUCCACAGGGAAACAGCACGUGCUGUCCUUCAGCGAUCACUCCGACAUUGUGACUCUUGGAGAUCUGAAGGAGGACGAGCCCGCUGAGGUGGAGGAGGAGGAGGAGGCCGCCAACGGGGAGUUUUACCUCGGCACCUCCUGCAGCAGCCAGUACGCCUUCAGUGCUGCGGAGACUGUAUUCCCAGGGCAGCAGCAGCAGCCUGCAGUGACUCACUCCAGCAGCAGUGAGGACGAGGAAGGGCCAAGCACUGUUGUCCGAAGGCGAAGGUUGAGGAAGAAUACGGCUGGCAGCGUGACAGAGCCUGAGGAAGAGGAGGAGCAGGAGGAGGAUGAGGGUGAAGUUCUUGAUAUCCGAACGCAAGGCAAGGGCAGCAGCAUCCUCAGCAGCUGCAUCCUGAUCGCCCUCGUCGUAGCCUUCAGUGUGGGCUUUGGAAACUUCUAUGGUUCAGUCCAGAUUAAAGAAAGGCAGAAACUAGGGGAGGAAAUCAGAGUGAAUGAACUGGAUGUUGUGAUGGAUCUGAUUCAACGACAUGUUCGAGAACAACCUUUUAAACACCAGGGCCAGAUUGUUGACUUUGGAGCGGAUGAUCUGGAUCAGCAAGAAGUGAACUCACUGCUCUCACAGGUGAUGGAGAACAUUCCGAAAGAGAAGCAGGAGCUCCACAUCCAACAGGUUCUCAUUCAGGCCCAGAGAGAGGAGCUGGAGAUGUUGCUGAGACAGAAGGAGCAGACUGACCUGAUGGUGUCCGAGCAGCACCUGCUGACCGCUGAAAACAUUCUGCUGAUGAACUCCCUACAACAUAAAGAAGCGUCUGUAGUCGCCCUGCAGGAGGAGCUGAACAAGCUCAGAGAUCAGGAGGCGAUGAGAGCCGGUGCUGACUCGCUGCUUUCUGAAAACGAGAGGCUGUUAGACGAGCUGGAGGGGGGGAAACAGCUGAUCCGCAGCUUUCACAGCCAGAGGGUAGACAUGAUGGCUGAAACCCAGACACUGAGGAAGAAGCUCAACAAGCAGAGAACAGUUACAGAGGAGCUCAGGAGAGAGUUAGAGGAGCUGAGGAGUCUCUUCCCCAGAGCCAAUCAGGAGGCAGAGACAGAGGAGCUCCAGGCCCGUCUGACGGAGCUGGAGAAGAGGCUGAGCUUCGAGCAGCAGCGCUCCGACCUGUGGGAGAGGCUCUACCUGGAAACCAAAGAGGAGAGAGCUAAAGGAGACACGGAGCCCAAAGUCAAAAGUCAGAAAGGGGGCACGGCAGGAAAAGUUAAAGAGACAUUUGACGCUGUGAAAAACUCCACCAAGGAGUUCGUCCAUCACCACAAAGAGCAGAUAAAGAAAGCAAAGGAAGCCGUGAAGGAAAACCUGAGGAAGUUUUCAGAUUCCGUCAAAUCAACGUUCAAAAACUUCAAAGACUCGGCCUCGACCCUCUUUAAAAAUGCAGGAGGCUUUUAUGAGAAGAGACGUGGCGAGAAGAACACAAAGAAGGCGUGGCAGCACAGAUCCCCUCACAACGCACACCAGCCUCACAACGCACACCAGCCUCACAACGCACACCAGCCUCACAACGCACACCAGCCUCACAACGCACACCAGCCUCACAACACACAGCAGCGCACACACCAUGAGAGCAGCCACAACACCCGGAAAUCAGGAGAUAAAGUUCACAGAGAUGGAGGUCAAGAUUCCCACAAGGCAAACUUCAAAGGAUGCUCGGGAGUGUUCGACUGCGCCUUCCAGGAGUCCAAGAGUCUCUUCGAUAAAGCCAUGGAUCCAAUCAGAGCGGACGAGUUCAACCAGCUGCUGCGGAGCUACUUGCAUCAGGAAGUCGACCACUUCCACCACUGGGAGGAGCUCGAGAAGUUCAUCAACAACUUCUUCCACAACGGCGUGUUCAUCCACGACCGGAUGCUUUUCACGGACUUUGUCAGCGGCGUGGAAAACUACCUGAGUGAAAUGCUCGAGUAUCAGGGCCUCGACAACGACGUGUUCAGAGAUCUCAACGACUUCGUCUACCGGCACUUUUUUGGAAAGGGUUACAGAAAAAGCCACGGCCCAAAAACCACGCAGCGGACCGUUUGAAGGACCCGGCACAGACCCAAAGGAGUCGAAGGCGAAGCAUCAGCAGCGGAAGCAGAGAGCGAGAGCCCAACCGCACGGCGAGCGCACGUCGAGCCGCUCAGGAAGGGACGCAGACAGACACAUGGCCGACGUCAAAAUAGAACUGGGUCCGCUGCCGUUUGAUCCCAAAUAUUGAUAAUAUAUUUGAUUAGCCAAUUCCAUUUUGAGUUGUAUUUACCUGCUAUGUCCAAUUUGUUUGCACAAUGUUAACUUUUUAAUGCUACUGAACUUUCUUGAGCUGUUUUUGCUGUUUUGAAGUAGCUGUUACGUUUGAGUUUAAGAUGGGUCAUAUAUGAUACAGAGCUAAAACAACAUUAACACUCACCUUCAACCACAGCACAUAAUGUUUAAAAAUGUUUAUUGGGAAUGCAGAGCUUGUUUUAAGAUGAAUGUUUGUAAGUAUUUGUAGGAGUUGCUACAGAGACAGAUGUGUAUGACUGAGUUUGCUUUAAUUGUAAAGAUGCUAUGUUCUAACAUUCCACAUGAAGCCUAUUUUUACUGGACCUGAGUUUUAUUUUUAUUUGUGUGUAGUGUUGGGAAAGAAAUUACUGGAAGGGAAAAAUGACACACCACAUUUAUUUCAGUAGCAAUUUCAUGUCUUUACAAUCUCAUUCAGGAUCCAUUGUUCCAGUGUCAGUGCCUUUCAUAUAUAAAGAUGCUCCCUCCAACUCUCCCCUCGGGGAAAUGAGUAUGAAACAUC